GGCCCCGCCCCCGACAUGGCGGGCGCGCGCGUGCUCGUGCACGUACGGCGCGCGGGGGCGGGGGGGGCGGCGGCGUUCGGGCAGAGUGUCACCGGCGUGUUCUGCCCCGCGCACACGGACGUGGCCCCGGUGAGCUGCGGGCUGGAGCGCGGCCACCUCCUCAUCUCCGAUGUCCCCUUCCCCGGCUCCACCGCCACCGUCCUCAAGAGACCCCCGUUCUGCCCCGCCAAGCUGGGGGGACAGCCGGAGGGACAGCCGCGGGGACAGCCGCGGGGACAGCCGGGGGUGGCCGCAGCGGUGGCCGUGCUGCUGGAGGCCGCCUGCGGCCACGUCCUGCUGACCCGCCGGGCCACCACCCUGCGCCACUUCCCCAACGUUUGGGUGCCACCAGGUGGGCACUUGGAGCCAGGAGAAGAGCUGGUGGCCGCGGGGCUGCGGGAACUGGCCGAGGAGACGGGGCUGCACCUGGAGCCCGGCACCUUCUCGUGGGACCUGCUCGGCCUCUGGGAGUCCGUGUUCCCCCCCUCGCUGAGCUGGGGGCCACCGCGCUGCCACCACAUUGUCACCUACCUGGGGCUGCGCUCGGCCGAGCCCCGGCAGCGGCUGCAGGCCCGGCUGUGUCCGAGCCCGGGUGAGGUCAGUGCCGUGGCCUGGCUGGAGCCUCCGGUCCUGGAGGCCAUCGCUGCCACCGAGGAUGGAGCCGAGGGACCGGGACCGGGACCGGGAUCGGGACCGGGAUCGUUCCCCGGAGAGCUGCCGCCCACCGUGGGGAUCACCGAGCUCAGCCCCCACGGCCUCCGGAGCUGCCGCAUUCCCACCGGGAUCCUCCUGCGCCGGGCCCCGGCCCGCGGCCCCGACCUGGAGCGCGUCAGCACCGGCACCAAAUUCGCGCUGGGGCGGCGGCGGGCAGGGCCCGACCGGGGGCAGCGGGAAUAAAACUCCAGCGGGAUCCCAAA
This is a messenger RNA of Taeniopygia guttata (zebra finch), 956 nucleotides long. Lineage: Eukaryota; Metazoa; Chordata; Aves; Passeriformes; Estrildidae. The record is from RefSeq and is a predicted model, not a curated record.